This is a messenger RNA of Medicago truncatula (barrel medic), 793 nucleotides long. RefSeq names its product histidine-containing phosphotransfer protein 1. Gene Ontology annotation, cellular component: cytoplasm; nucleus. Gene Ontology annotation, biological process: phosphorelay signal transduction system; phosphorylation; cytokinin-activated signaling pathway. Gene Ontology annotation, molecular function: protein histidine kinase binding; histidine phosphotransfer kinase activity. The transcript is spliced from 6 exons. Lineage: Eukaryota; Viridiplantae; Streptophyta; Magnoliopsida; Fabales; Fabaceae. The record is from RefSeq and is a predicted model, not a curated record. The coding region runs from base 98 to 556 and encodes 152 amino acids.
CUAUUUGAGAACAAAAAUCACAUUAUAUAAACCUGAAGAAAUGUACCUAACCAAGAUAUUAAGUAGUGACAUUGGUUAAAAUCUGAGAGUAGUAGUGAUGGAUGGUAUGGUUCAGCUGCAGAAGAACCUUUUUGGUUAUACUGAUUCCCUAUUCCAUGAGGGGUUUCUAGAUGAUCAAUUCAACCAGCUUGAGCAACUUCAAGAUGAAAAAAAUCCAGAUUUUGUUGUUCAAGUGAUCACUCUCUUUUUUGAUGAUGCAGAGAGGCUUCUUAAGGAGCUAACAACAUCACUAAGCCAAGAAAAAAUUGAUUUUAAGAGAAUGGAUGCUCAUGUUCACCAAUUGAAAGGUAGCAGCUCCAGCAUUGGUGCACAGAGAGUUCAGAAAGCCUGCAUUUCCUUCCGUGACUUUUGCACUGAGCAAAAUGUUGAAGGGUGUUUGAAAAGCUUGCAACAAGUAAAGCAUGAGUAUUCCUUGGUGAAAAGCAAGCUUCAGACUCUUUUCAAGAUGGAGGAGGAGCUUUUGGCCUCACGCUUAUCAGAUCUCAAGGUAGUGUGAUAUAAGAGGCACUGGUGAUUGCUACAUUUGUGAUAUGCAAAUGGCACUUGGAAAAAAGCAUCUCUAAAAGUUGUAUUUUGAAGUUGUUUAUGAUUUUGUGUCUUUGUGGAUCUUGGUCUAUUUUAAACUGGAUUUAUCAUUUAAACUAGAGUUGAUCCAUAUUUAGUCCAAAAGCAAUGUGAAUAAAGUACUCAUGCUUCUUCUGUGGUUAAUUUACAGAAAAAUGUGCAAUAUUCA